AAAUGUUUCUUGAUCCUCGAAGAGCUCAGGAAGAAGAAAUCAGCUGAUAUCUUCAACUGCCCGGUGGACACAAGGACUGUACCAGACUAUCGACAAGUCAUUGAGAACCCGAUGGAUUUGGGAACGAUUGUGGAUCAGCUUGUCGAUGGGUCGUAUCAGACAGCGCACGAUGUCCGCAAGGACGUUACUCUGGUUUGGAAGAACUGCAUUCUUUACAACGGGAUCGACUCUCCUCUGGCAACGGAUGCUUUCAAGCUCGCAAAGAGUUUCGACGAGCGUUUCAAGGAAGAGAUCGCCCCCCCUCAACAUCAGGGGAUGAAGGAUUUC
Molecule: messenger RNA, 327 nt
Organism: Guillardia theta CCMP2712
Lineage: Eukaryota; Cryptophyceae; Pyrenomonadales; Geminigeraceae
Exons: 1
Biological process (GO): positive regulation of transcription by RNA polymerase II; chromatin remodeling
Cellular component (GO): histone acetyltransferase complex
Molecular function (GO): histone H3 acetyltransferase activity; protein binding
Source: RefSeq, a predicted model, not a curated record